AUGCUUAUCGUGGUGGUGGUUCUGUUCCUGCUGUGUUGGGGCCCGAAGCUCGUCAUGCAGAUGUGCAUUACCCUUGGACUGCGGCAGUUUAAUCAGGUGUUCUACAACUUCAACAUCGUGUUCGUCCUGCUCCCCUUCAUCCACUGCUGCAUCAACCCGAUCAUCUACUGCUUCAUGUCCAAAAACUUCCGCCGGUCCAUGAAACGCAUGUUUGGCAGUCCAUGGCGCUCCUGCCAACGCCGAGGCUGCUGCCCGACCCGCCGCCCACCGCCUGCCAACCUCCUGAACAGGGUCGUCACUCGAAGUAUCUACUCGUCCUACUCUCCCGAGGGAACGUCCCGCCACACCGACCUCGAGACGGUUUCGACCAUGUAAGCGAAUGAGGGAAGAGAAGGAGAUGAUGAUGAUGGUGAGACAUACAGAAGGAGGUUAAGAUGAGGAAUGAGGUUAGUCAUUAGGAGAAGAAUGAUAGCUCUUU
Molecule: messenger RNA, 478 nt
Organism: Penaeus chinensis
Lineage: Eukaryota; Metazoa; Arthropoda; Malacostraca; Decapoda; Penaeidae
Product: galanin receptor 2a-like
Exons: 2
Coding region: 1-375 (124 amino acids)
Biological process (GO): neuropeptide signaling pathway
Cellular component (GO): membrane
Molecular function (GO): neuropeptide receptor activity
Source: RefSeq, a predicted model, not a curated record